This is a messenger RNA of Olea europaea var. sylvestris, 2887 nucleotides long. Its product is annotated as agamous-like MADS-box protein AGL82. The transcript has 5 exons. The coding region runs from base 1690 to 2709 and encodes 339 amino acids. Gene Ontology annotation, molecular function: DNA-binding transcription factor activity, RNA polymerase II-specific; RNA polymerase II cis-regulatory region sequence-specific DNA binding; protein dimerization activity. The record is from RefSeq and is a predicted model, not a curated record. Gene Ontology annotation, biological process: positive regulation of transcription by RNA polymerase II. Lineage: Eukaryota; Viridiplantae; Streptophyta; Magnoliopsida; Lamiales; Oleaceae.
CUUUUUAUGAAAGUUUAACUAAAAUUUCAAACAAAGGCACGAGAGAAAAUCGAACUAUUUUCAGUUCAAGUAAAGAUCUUGGAACAACAAUACAUGACAAUAGCAAAAGGGUCUUAUGAGGAUUCAUAGGUAUUCUGGGGAAAAUUUCGGGGGUUAUCUCUAGAUUUUAGAGAGGACGGACGAGUUUUUUCUGGUCUUUCUUAUUUACUCGAAGAUAAUCGAUGGCAGUUUCUACUGCAAGAUAAAAUCCUGAUAUGGUGGAUAUCAAGUGUUUUGAGCUAAUCGAUUCUGGCUCUGUAAUUAUAUUUAGCUAAAAGGGUGUGUAAUUAAGGAAAAAUUCUUGGUGGAUUAUGUAAAUAUGGAAAGGAGAGAGAUUCUCUCAAUUUCUGCUGCUUGAAAUUCUUCAAAUAAUAUUGCCAGAACUUGGAUAGUUUUCAUUUUAUUUACAUCAGAGGCUUGUUGAAAGAAUUUUGUAUGUUUGCUUUAGAAUUUGAAUUCAGUCCUUGGUUUGAAAGGGUGGUCACAACAUUAUAGAAGAAGAGACCAAUGCAUUUGAAGUUGGGUAUACGAAAAGGUUGGAGAAAAUCUAGACAAGAUAAGAUAUAUGGGGUUUUGAUACCUUCAAUGAAGUAAGUGGAGUGAAAAUGGGUGCAACGAUUUUACAUUCUUUGACGGGUGAUAAUCUAGAAUUGCAAAUGCAAACAGGACAGCAUUAUAGAAGAAAAGCCAAUGCAUUGGAAGUUGGGUAUACGAAAAGGUUGGAGAAAUUCUAGACAAGACAUUUGGGAUUUUGAUACCUUCAUUGAAGUGAGGGGAGUGAAAAUGGCUAAAAUGAUUUUACAUUCUUUGACAGGUGAUAAUACAAAAUUGCAAAAGCAAACAUGAUAUAUGCCAGGCAUCUUUCAACCGUUCGAUCAUCAGCCUAUUUUUACUUGGAAGUGCAUCGUUGGCCAUAGCAUUGAGAGGCUGCCUCCUGGAACAUAUUUCUCAUACUAAUUGCUUACUAUUGCUUAUGAUCAAUAAUCUUGUAGAUGAAUGUGCUAUUUUAAUAUUUUUCUUGCAGAUGUUAUAGACUGUUCACUGAUAGAACUAAGUUUGUUUUAGUUCUCCAAAAUGGAUUCAUUGAAUAUUAAUUUUAAAUAAAUAUAUAAUUCUCUUCUUGGUCAAUAUAUUUUGUGCCACCUUUUAAGUUAAUAAUAUACAAGAGAAGCCCUACGAGCAUGAUGCAAUUCGGCCCAUUUCUUAGCAAAAAUAAUAUGCCCAAUAUAUUGAUUUUUGUUUCUCUUCAUAACCUAUAUUUAUUAUUUCAUAUAAGUUUGCAUAUAUAAUGUCCAUGGCCUCCUGAUGAUAUUUCUCAUUUAAUUUUUUGAAGCCUUAAUUCCUUGCUUUUAAUGGCCUAAUAAGAACCCAUAUCUCAGGUUCAGAUGUUCAUUUGCAGGAAAUGCCCACUUCCAUAAUGUACAUUGGAAACAUAAUCUAAUACUAUAGAACGAAGAUCUGCACCAGUGAAAUCAGGUAAAACGUGGAGGAGCUGGCAGAAGUAAUUGGGGAGCUCAGAUUGAUAAAUUGGCUGAGUGAGUUUCUCCUUGGCGCCUUUGGUAGUUGUAAUUUCCUUGCCAUUGGUGAAUCAAAUGCAACUUGUGGAAAUAGAUGGAAAGAAUGCCCAUGUGACAAGGCAACUUACUGAAGAUGGGACGAGCAAAACUAACCCUGACACUUAGAAACAACCACAAGGCAUGCCGUGUAACUUUUGAAAAGAGAAGGAAAGGUUUGGAGAAGAAGGCUUAUGAAUUGUCGACUCUAUGUGGAGUCAAAAUAGGCAUGAUUCUCUACGGGCCAGCCGAAGGUGACGAACCAGUCGAGCAUACAAUUUGGCCUGAAAAUCGUGAAGAGAUUGAAAAUUUGAUCAGCUCCUACAAGAAGAGAUCAGAUGAUGAUUGCAGACAAAGAAACUAUGAUUUGUCAUUUUUCUUCAAGAAUAAAGUGAAGAAAAUCCAAGAAGAGCUUGUGAAAACGCGUAACAAGAACAUUGAAAUUAAGUACCCAACUUGGGAUGCAUCGUAUGAUAACUUGACAUACGACGAACUGAAACACUUCAGUAGUCUUCUGCAGGCUAAGAUUGAGAAUGUCAAGUCUCGAAUUAAUUUGAUGAAUCAUAAUCUAAUGAAUGCUCAAUCAGUUCAAGAAAAUAUAUACGUCCACCAAAGUAAGUUGUAUUAUCAGCAGCAGCAAUCUUUGAUGCCACACGGCUCAUUUAAUAUGGCUGAUCCGAGGCUGAUGGUGAUGCCAAUGAAUGAUGGUGCAUCUAGUUGUAGCAGCAACUAUAUAUAUAAUGCUGAAGAUACUUACGGAAAUUAUACGUAUAGCAAUGGUGGUGAAAUCCGGGGCAAUUAUAUUGGCAGUGAAAUCCCAGUUUCCUAUAUAUGUAAUGCUGAAGAUACUUACGGAAAUUAUACGUAUAGCAAUGGUGGUGAAAUCCGGGGCAAUUAUAUUAACAGUGAAAUCCCAGUUUCCCAUGGUUUAGGGUUCGAGGUACUCGACAAUGUUCCUUUUUCCAAUGCUGAGAUGUGCUCUUAUUUGCCAAACUUGUAUCCAAUGCCUCAGUACUCGCAGUUUCCCGUGUUUUCUAGUCCUACCCUUCAACUGCAAGCAGCUAACACUGAAAAUUAUCGUCGAAGGCAUGAUUUUCAGCUUCAUAAUCCAAUGUAGAAGAAAUUUUUGCUGUGAAAUUUAUUUCAGGAUCUGCUGGUUACUAGACUCAUUAACUGGGCAGUCUAGUAUAGUACUGAUUUCGAUUAAUGUAUCAACUUAAUUCUGCUGACUAUAGUCGUGUCUUUUGCAUAGACAUGUACCAUCCAAAUCUUUAUGUUUUGACUACUGUUUUAAA